UUUCCACAAUCUAUUGAUGGGAAUCAAACUUAUCGUAAUCUGGAUGGUCUCCGGCCUCAUGGUCGAGGUCGGUCCCCGCGUCAUCGACAAGUGCGAGCUGAUAGCUCGCUUGCGGGAGAACCUUGGAGACAAGGUCGAGGAUAUAGGCCAACUUCUCUGCAUCGCCGAGAUCGGAAGCCAUUUCAACACCUCUGUUGUGACAAAAUUGCCGGACCAGACUUCCGACUAUGGGCUCUUCCAAAUCAACGAGCGCUACUGUUUCGAAGAAGGGAAUAGCUGCGGUCUGCCGCAAGAUUGUGAAUCACUGCUCACCAACAAUGUCACUCUGGCGAUAACAUGCGCGAGUCACAUCGCGCGAGCAGCUGGUUUCCCGGCGUUUUCAGUGUAUGUCGAAUUCUGCUCAGACGACCGCUGGAAGCGGAUAACGGAACUUUUCGUGGAAUUAGAUCAGAGCGACUUCUGA
Molecule: messenger RNA, 463 nt
Organism: Galendromus occidentalis (western predatory mite)
Lineage: Eukaryota; Metazoa; Arthropoda; Arachnida; Mesostigmata; Phytoseiidae
Product: lysozyme C
Exons: 2
Coding region: 17-463 (148 amino acids)
Molecular function (GO): lysozyme activity
Source: RefSeq, a predicted model, not a curated record